Messenger RNA from Papaver somniferum (opium poppy), 1374 nucleotides. RefSeq names its product protein FAR1-RELATED SEQUENCE 5-like. The record is from RefSeq and is a predicted model, not a curated record. Gene Ontology annotation, biological process: regulation of DNA-templated transcription. Lineage: Eukaryota; Viridiplantae; Streptophyta; Magnoliopsida; Ranunculales; Papaveraceae. The transcript has a single exon. The coding region runs from base 1 to 1374 and encodes 457 amino acids.
AUGGGUGAAUCUCAAUCGGCGAGUGAGGAAUUUGAACAACAUAAUAGUGCAUUGAAUGAUGACAAUGACCAAGGUGAUCAGAUUGUCUUGCCAAAACUUGGCAUGAAAUUUAACAAUGCUGAUGACUUAUUUGAGUUCUACAUUAGUUAUUCAUUCAAGACAGGAUUUUCUUGUAAGAAACGAACAUGCAAGAGGGAUCAUCAUGGAGCAUUAAACUUUGUAACUUAUUCUUGUACGAAAGAAGGGAAGAAUCAUUCAGUGUCGGACUCUCCGGUAAAUCUUCCUCCAACACAAAGAACUAACUGCAAAGCAAAAAUUUCAGCGAGAUUAUGUGAAGGUGAAAAAUGGAUGAUAAGCGUUUUUACUCUUGAACAUAACCAUUUAAAUAGUCCAUCGAAAUCUCGAUAUUUAAGAGGCCACAAAAGGAUCAACACAGCUACAAAGAAGAAAGUUUUGGUGAACGACAAAGCAGGAAUCAGGAUGAAUAAGAUCUAUGGUGCAUUAGCGGUUGAAGGUGGUGGAUACGAAAGCCUCCCUUAUAAUGAAAAAACACUGAGGAAUAUGGUUGCUAGAGAAAAAAAAUUAGAACUUGGCGAAGGAGAUGCUACAGCACUUCUGAAUCACUUUACAAACAUGCAAAAUAGGGAUCCAAAUUUCUUUUACAGAAUGGACAUUGACGAAACAGGUUGUUUGAAGAAUGUGUUUUGGGCUGAUAAUAGAUGUAGAGAAUCCUACAAAGAAUUUGGUGAAAUUUUCACGUUUGACACAACAUACUUGACAAACAAGUAUGAAAUGCCUUUUGCUCCAUUUUUCGGGGUUAAUCAUCAUGGGCAGUCAAUUUUAUUUGGUUGUGGAUUGCUUUCUAAUGAGGAAAAGGAAACUUUUGCUUGGUUAUUCAGAUCAUGGCUCGAUUGUAUGAAUAAAAUCGCUCCACAAGGUAUAAUUACAGACCAAUAUAGCUCGAUGAAAUGGGUAGUUGAGAGAGUUUUCAAGGAUACCAAACAUCGUUGGUGUUUAUGGCACAUCAUGAAAAAAAUACCUGAAAAGUUAAGGAGGUAUGAAAAUUACUUAAAGAUUAAAUGUAGGAUGAAAAAAGUUGUUUAUGAUACACAAUGUCCAGCUGAAUUUGAACAACAUUUGAGUGACAUGUUGCAAAAGUAUGAGAGCUUGAAACAAAAUAAAUGGUUUAAUAAAUUAUAUAAGGAGAAACACCGAUGGGUGCCUUGUUUUGUCAAGACCACUUUUUGGGCUGGGAUGUCGACUACACAGCGAUCUGAAAGUAUGAAUGCAUUUUUUGACGGGUAUGUUCAUUCAAGAACGUCUUUGAAGCAAUUUGUUGAAAAAUUUGAUAAUGCACUGAGAUACAAAAUGUAA